AUGGCCGACUCUAGUUGUUUGUCUGCAUUAGAUAUUGAUGAACUGAUUCACCGUUUUGAUCAGUCCGAUGUUGUUCAAGCACUGAUACUAAUGGGUAGUUAUGCACGAAAUGAAGCAGGUCCAUGCAGUGAUAUUGAUUUAGUACGUUUUGUUGUCAAGGGAGCAAAGCUUUCGAAUGAUGGGACACAUCUAUUUCAAAAUCGGACGUUGAUUACACUUUGCACAGUUGACGAGAAUGAUUAUGAACAAUGGUUUACCGAUCCCUAUGAAGCGACCAAGUGGAUUGCUGGCUUACGGAUAGCUCGUGCGCUUGUAAACCGUAAUGGUUUCUUCACUAAUGGUUUACAAACACGUGCUCAUGAUUUUGUCUGGAGUGACGAAAUGCAAUCUCGAGCAAAUGUUGAAGCUAGCCGUCGAAUGGUGGGCUGGUGUGAAGAAGCUAACAAAGGUUUGGAAGGUCUCCGUCGUUCAAAUGAUAACGGUCGUUUACUCAACGCUUGCCAUGGAUUAUCGUGGGGUUUAUCAGAAGUUAUUCAAAUUCACCGUGGGAUCUUAGUAUCGAGUGAUAAUAACGCUUUUAAUGAAAUAGAAUUGGCGUUAGGUGAUAAUGAACGCAUGAUCGACCUUCGUCGAGUGACAUUUGGGAUUACAGGUAUAAAAACGUUACGUCAACGUGUCCUAGCUGGCUUACAAUUCUUUGUUUUACUCGCUGAACAGAUGUUUGAUGUUUGGCAAGGAACUGAUCGUGAAAUAAUUCAACAUACUGUUGAGAAAAUACAUCAUUAUCACCUGAACACAUCUGUUUGA
Messenger RNA from Adineta ricciae, 807 nucleotides. The record is from the annotation of a GenBank genome assembly. NCBI's taxonomy places the organism in Eukaryota, Metazoa, Rotifera, Eurotatoria, Adinetida, Adinetidae.